GAAGUGGGGGCGGGGCAGAGGGCAGCGUUUUCUGUAACCACUGGAGGGGGCUGACCUGCUGCUUGGUGAUGUCCAGGGUCUAGACAGGAGGGUGUCUCUCUAAUAGAUAUCACCAAGCUCUGUGCUCUUGAGGUUCUGCACCUGGCAGAUGAGUACUCUAACCUCCGUGUUUAUGUUUAAGUUUUGAAAAGGAACAAGCCAACCUACGACUCAGGGCGCUGAGAGAGGAGCGACUCGAAGCAUAGGUCUGCCUGGGUUACAGAGUGGGCAGUGCUUCCGCUUCCGUGACAUGUGUUACCUGGCAACCAGUCUCCCAGCAACGGGACUACACUUGAGGACGCAGAGUCGAGGGUAGGAGCACACGGGUUUGGGUUUGCGGAGACUCCGGGAUCCAUGGCGCAGAAACCGCUCAGUACCACCGCCGCAGAGCGCAUGAACCUUGUGGCCCAGGACGAGAUCUGGAAAUACCGUCUGAAGGCCGAAAGUGAAGCCCGGCAAAACUGGCCGUCGAAGUGGGGAUAUUUAACAACCUCCAUGAAAGAGCUGCUCGAGGGUGACGAGGAACCACAUACCCCAAAGCCCAAGGUCGAGCUGCCCAGCCACUUCCGUGUCCAUCCAGUGAGCCCCUUGGAUAAAUACAUCAAGAUUCUCCCAUCGCCUCCAGUCCCAAAGACCACCCAGGGCUUCAUCGGGUGGCGAUCUGGUCUGCCCCUGUACUGCUUGGAGAAGUACACAGAGAUUCGCAGCUGCAAAGGGGCUUACGCCCGAGACCUGCGCUGGCCUAAGCAAGGCGUGCACUGAGCACCACCAGCGUCUGCCUGGGGCAGGCUGUGUGCUGUGCCUGGGUGAGCAUCCCUGAUGUUUUGAAGAACAACAGGUUGCCUUGGCAUUGUCAUUUGUUGGCACUUCUGGCAUUGCCAGCUAACGUAAAGUAAAACAGAUACCCUGGUUUA
This is a messenger RNA of Rattus norvegicus (Norway rat), 953 nucleotides long. Lineage: Eukaryota; Metazoa; Chordata; Mammalia; Rodentia; Muridae. The record is from RefSeq and is a predicted model, not a curated record.